AUGUCUUACCCAUUGGUCUGUUUAGGAAACCCAUUGUUGGACUUGCAAGUCGACGUUGACGCCGAGUACUUGGCCAAGUACGACCUUAAGGCUGACGAUGCCAUCUUGGCUGAUGAAAAACACAUGCCUAUCUACGACGAGGCUCUUGCCAACAAGAGCUUGAAGUUGGUUGCUGGCGGUGCUGCUCAGAACGCUGCUAGAGGUGCUCAGUACAUCUUGCCUCCAAAGAGCGUUGUUUACUUCGGUUCUGUUGGUAAGGACGUCUACCUGAAGCAGUUGAACGAGGCCAACGAGCAGUAUGGCUUGAGAACUGAGUACCAGGUUCAAGACGACCACGCUACCGGUAAGUGUGCUGCUUUGAUCACUGGCCACCACCGUUCGUUGGUCACUGACUUGGCUGCUGCCAACCACUUCAAGGCUGCUCAUUUGCAGAAGCCGGAGAACUGGGCUCUUGUUGAGAACGCCAAGUACUACUACAUUGGUGGUUUCCACUUGACUGUAUCCCCAGAGGCCAUUGAGUUGCUUGGUAAGCACGCUGCCGACAACAACAAGAUCUUCUCUUUGAACUUCUCUGCUCCUUUCAUUCCUCAGUUCUUCAAGGACCCAUUGGACAAGUCUCUUCCAUACGUCGACUACGUCAUUGCCAACGAGUCCGAGGCUGCUGCUUACGCUGAGAGCCACGGUUUGGAGAGCAUCAAGGAUGACAUCACUGCCAUUGCUAAGGAGGUUGCCAAGUUGCCAAAGGCCAACACCAAGAAGCCUAGAGUUGUGGUGUUCACCCACGGCACCAAGCCAACCGUCACUGUCACCUACAACGCCGAGGCUGACUCUUUCGAUGUUAACGAGUACCCAGUUAGACCAUUGCAGGAGGGUGCUGUUGUUGACACCAACGGUGCUGGUGACGCUUUCGCUGCUGGUUUCUUGGCCUCUUUGGUCGAGGAGAAGUCCUUGGAAGAGGCUGUUAAGGUCGGUCAGUGGGCUGCCGCUUUGUCCAUUCAGGAAGUCGGCCCCACUUUCCCAUUCCCUAAGCAAACCUACAGCGCCUAA
Molecule: messenger RNA, 1047 nt
Organism: Candidozyma haemuli
Lineage: Eukaryota; Fungi; Ascomycota; Pichiomycetes; Serinales; Metschnikowiaceae
Gene: ADO1
Product: adenosine kinase
Exons: 1
Coding region: 1-1047 (348 amino acids)
Biological process (GO): purine ribonucleoside salvage
Cellular component (GO): nucleus; cytosol
Molecular function (GO): adenosine kinase activity
Source: RefSeq, a predicted model, not a curated record